Molecule: messenger RNA, 543 nt
Organism: Pelmatolapia mariae (spotted tilapia)
Lineage: Eukaryota; Metazoa; Chordata; Actinopteri; Cichliformes; Cichlidae
Product: transcription factor HES-5-like
Exons: 2
Coding region: 1-543 (180 amino acids)
Biological process (GO): regulation of neurogenesis; anterior/posterior pattern specification; regulation of transcription by RNA polymerase II
Cellular component (GO): nucleus
Molecular function (GO): RNA polymerase II cis-regulatory region sequence-specific DNA binding; protein dimerization activity; DNA-binding transcription factor activity, RNA polymerase II-specific
Source: RefSeq, a predicted model, not a curated record
AUGAAGGCAGAAGAGAUCAGAGUCUCUCUACAGAGACCUCUGCAGCACAGAGAUCCAGCCAUGGCACCUACACUCACUCCAGUAAUGACUAAUUCUCAGGACCAUGUGACUCUGAAUCAUAAGCUCAGAAAGCCUCUGGUGGAGAAGAUCCACAGAGAGAGAAUCAACAGCAGUAUUGAACAGCUCAAGUCUCUCCUGGCUCCUGAGUUCCUCAAACAGCAGCCAGACUCCAAACUGGAGAAGGCAGACAUCCUGGAGAUGACCGUUUGCUUCCUGAGAAGACUGCAGCAGCAGCGUCAAACCACAGAAUCAGGAGUUCUUGAACAGGGCUAUUCCAGGUGUGCCCAAGAGAUGGUGAACUUCCUGUCAAAGGUGGAGCUGAAGACUCAGUCCCAGAGAAACCUGCUGAACCACAUCAACCAGCUGCACACUUCCUCUGAUAAAACCCUGAGUGAGGCUGACUUCUCUCCUCUGAGCUACACAGUCCGGACCAGCAUCGCCAAAGACAAGACAGUCACCAGCUCCCUCUGGAGGCCGUGGUAG